Molecule: messenger RNA, 241 nt
Organism: Protopolystoma xenopodis
Lineage: Eukaryota; Metazoa; Platyhelminthes; Monogenea; Polystomatidea; Polystomatidae
Source: the annotation of a GenBank genome assembly
UCACCGUAUUGUUCCCAUUGUUAUGGGUGCUCCAAUAAGCGACAUUUUACGGUAUGCUCCUCCAAAUUCGUUUAUACACGUCGAUCAAUUUGAUUCACAACAAGCAUUGGCGGCUUAUUUGAAAUAUCUUGACAACAACAAUACUGCUUAUGCAGAAUAUUUAGCGUGGCAUUUGGAGGGGAAAAAAGCUGGGUGUAAGGAAGUCGCACAUUUGUCUCGCCAUAAACUUCACGUACACUAA